Messenger RNA from Argiope bruennichi, 2181 nucleotides. Its product is annotated as acyl-CoA-binding domain-containing protein 6-like. The coding region runs from base 103 to 852 and encodes 249 amino acids. Gene Ontology annotation, molecular function: protein binding; fatty-acyl-CoA binding. Lineage: Eukaryota; Metazoa; Arthropoda; Arachnida; Araneae; Araneidae. The record is from RefSeq and is a predicted model, not a curated record. The transcript has a single exon.
UCCUCAACUCCACGAAUUGAAACACUUGUCUGCUCUCUCUGUUUGUUGUUCAUAUUUCUGCAUUUGUAUUCAUCUGAGCUCUUUUAAGCUCUAUUUUGUACUAUGGAAGACGACGAUUUCUUAGAAAAUGAAGAUGAUGCUUUAGAAACCAGUUUUAAACUCGCCACUGAUUUUGUUACUGAAAAUGCCUCUGUCAUGCAGCAAGACGAUCUGCUAUUUCUCUACGGCAGAUACAAACAGGCUACAGUUGGUGUCUGCAAUGAACCGAUGCCGGGUAUUUUAAAAUUUAAGAGCCGUAGUAAAUGGUCAGCAUGGCACGAGUUAGGAAAUAUGACCAAAGAAGAAGCGAUGAAGCAAUAUAUAAAAAAAGUGAGCCAAAUUUCACCUGACUGGGAUGCAGCUAGCCGGAAAGAGAGCCGAAAAAAGUCUCAUUUCGGGCCCGUAAAUAGCACUUGUCAAAAAACAGAUGUCGAUCUCAAUGAAGAUGCAAAAACUGUCUUUGAUUUUGUGAAGGAGGGUAAUUUGAACCGAAUUAAGGAAUUAAUUUCGUCCAAAUCGUCUUUAAAAGAUUGCUGUGAUGAAGGUGGUUUAUCUUUGUUACACUGGGCUUGUGAUCGUGGACAAACUGAAAUUGCUGAAUUUCUGAUAUCUGAGGGAACAGAUAUCAACUUUCAAGAUAAAGAUGGACAAACGCCAUUGCAUUAUGCCUCGUCUUGCGGGCAUGAAGAAGUGAUAAAUUUAUUGUUAAAGAAAGGAGCCGUUACUAAUAUAUAUGAUGCAGAUGGUUUAACCCCUGCUGAUGUCGCCUAUAGUACAACAGUAAAGGAGCUUUUAAUGACAAAUCAUGUUUAAAGUUGUGAAAUCUAAGAUUACCUUAAAGUAAAAUUAUUCUUUGAUUUUCCUUGAUUGUAUGCAUGUACCUACAAAUUUUACUGCGUGAGCAAAUAAUGCAGGUUGCUAUUUUUUUUGAAACUUAAUUGAUUAAUUAUGAAUUAGUUUUGUGACUACAUGCUGAACCAUAACUGUUUUUCAAAAUAAAAUAAAAAUAAUUGUAUAUUUGUAUACAUUUAUAAUUUCCCUGUUUAAUUUUAUUUUAUUAACUGAUUGGAUGACAUUUUUUGUAUUGAAAAUAUAUUGCUGUAUUUUGAUUUAAGGAAGAAUUUGUAGUACAUUUAAGAUGUUUGUGGAUUUCAAAUAAUUUUUUAUGGAAUUAUAAUAUGAAUGAUAUGUAUGUAAAUCUAUGAAUGAUAGUAGUUUCUAUGUUUAAAAUAUGAUAACUUUGCAUGGAUGUUUAUUGAUGUGAAAAAUAUGUUCAUGAGGAAAUCUGUUAAGUGGUUAAAAUCUUGGCAGCUUUCUGUGUUUCAAUGUUGCUAUAAACAAUAAUAAGUGUAUCAUAUAUGUACUCAGCACAUUAUGAAAUUUUUUUAUACAAAUAGGAAAUAUUCCUAAAUUAUGAAUAUAUUAUCUGUGAAAAAUCUCAGUUUAAUAAUUAACAUAUUUUUAAUAAUAAUUAACACAUAUAUGUUUAAUAAUUAACAUAUAUGUGAUUUUAUAUAUUUUUAUUGAAUAUGAAAACCAUAUUUAAAUUAUUCAUCAUCAAAAAAAUUUAAUUUAAAGUGUAUAUUGCAAAAAAUAAUUUUCUUUAACUAUUAUUAUAAUUUAUUUUGGGGAAAUGCUGCAUUUUUUAAAUAAAUGACAAGGUUUUUGAAAACAGCUUAUAUAUCUCAAAACUGAUGUUUUGAAAUUAAUUUCUUAUUGAACUGUAACUAAUUAUAUCUAGAUGUCUUGAAACUGAUAAAUUUUAUGUUUUGCUCUUUGAUGUCGUUACAAGAAAUGUCAAUAAAAUUUUAACAGAAUUAAUGGAGAGAAGAAAAGAAAUUAAAUCAAAGCUUCUGUAUUUCAAUUUAUCUGAAGAAUUUGAACAGGUAUCAUGCUCUAAAAAAUAUUUAAUUCCAAUUGUUCUCUAGUUUGGAAGAUACAUUUGGCAAUUUGAAAAGAAAUAUUUUAAAAUUCUUUUUUGAUGGAUUUAUUUAUUCAUUAUAUAUAUUAAGAAACUGGUUAAGUUUAUGUUUUAAAAUUUUGAUAAUACUUAUACAUUCUAUAAAUGAGAAAUAUCAUUUUGGAUAUGUCACUUUGACUUGGGAAUACAUGAAUGCAAAUAUAUGGCUGGGAUAAAAACAA